AUGCGCGGCGUUUGGCGGCUAGUGAUCAGCGGCAGUGGCGGCGGCGGCGUCGCGUUCAAAACGGCCGAAAAAAAUAUGAGCACGUUCAAAGCAGGGCCCAAGGAAAAAAGAACGCUGCACAAAGCUGGAGCACUAUCUCAACAGGAAAACCUGCAAAACACCAGUGCUGCCACGAUGAAAGUGCAGACCGAUUCGUUUAGUUCUGAAAAGAAAGCUUCGAGCGCACAACAACAAAGACAGACAAUUACGUCUUCAGGAAUGUUUAACCAAGAAAAACAUAUUGCUCAGUCAUCACAAUCGAACUUUACGUUCACCAAAAAAGGCAUUUGCACGAGUUCAAAAGCCGUGUCAUCCGCCACUUCACAAUCGUCGCACAACGGGUCUUCGUCUGGCGGCAGUGGUUCGUCGCCCCCAUCGACACAUGUGAUCAGAAGUGUCGACGAUCUGUUAAACACGAAUUUCGAUGAUCUAGACCAGAUGCGAGAGAUCGCCAAUACUCAAGACGUGGAAAACGCCAUUAAAAAGUAUUCACUGUACCUGGAGAACGCUGUCAAGGGACUGACUACCGGAAAGUACGCCGACGCCAAAGGCCCGAUUAUGCUUAACAAAAUGUUCGAUAUGAUUUGCAAGGCGUGGGCCGUACCGACCUACGAGCUUGGUUAUGCAUUGUGUAACACAUUCCGGGACUGCGGUGGAAUGGAUUUGUUGAUCAACAACUGCGUGUCCAAAGACCAAAAACUUCAGUUCUCCAGUGCCAGGUUACUUGAACAAUGCCUAACCACAGAAAAUCGCGCCUACGUAGUGGAAAAUGGACUGGAAAAGGUCGUACACGUUGUGUGCGCGUACAAAAGUCAAGUGAGCUCGGCCGAUCAAUCUAAAGUCAGUACUGGAAUUCUCGAGCAUCUAUUUAAACACAGUGAAAUGACAUGUAGCGAUGUUAUCAAACUCGGUGGCUUGGACGUACUGCUGUACGAGUGCCGCAGACGAGACAUCGCAACCCUCAGACACUGUGCCGGUGCUCUUGCCAACCUGUCGCUGUACGGAGGUGCUGAGAACCAAGAGCUGAUGAUCAAGCGAAACGUACCCACGUGGUUGUUCACGUUGGCGUUCAACACGGACGACAACAUUAAGUAUUACGCGUUCUUGGCCAUAGCCGUUUUGGUGGCCAACAAAGAAAUCGAGGCGGCCGUGCUCAAGUCCGAAACCCUGGACCUGAUCGACCCGUUCGUCACUACCCACACGCCGUCAGAGUUCGCCAAGUCGAAUCUGGCUCACGCCCAUGGCCAGAGCCACCAUUGGCUGGAGAGGUUGGUCCCGGUGUUGAGCUCGAUCCGGGAGGAAGCGUGCAACUUGGCCGCCUUCCACUUCUGCAUGGAGGCUGGCAUCAAGAAGCAACAGGGCAAGACCGGUAUAUUCAGCGUGAUCAACGCCGUCGAACCACUGAAGAAGGUGGCCAGUUGCCCCAACGCAAUAGCGUCAAAGUUCGCCGCCCAAGCAUUGCGGCUGAUCGGCGAAGAGGUACCGCACAAGCUCAGCCAAAAAGUACCAUUGUGGUCACCCGAGGACGUCCGCGAAUGGGUCAGACAGAUCGGUUUCAGCGAGUGCUCCAAAAACUUCGUGGACAGCCGAGUGGAUGGUGACCUGCUGUUGCAGUUGACCGAACAAAAUCUUAGGGACGACAUCGGAAUACACAAUGGAAUCAUGCGAAGAAGGUUUAUGAGAGAAAUACACAAUUUGAAACGAUUGGCAGACUACAGUAGUAGAGACACGACAAAUCUGAACUCCUUCCUCCAGUCCAUAGGUCCGGAGUUUUCCGUGUACACUUAUUCCAUGUUGAAUGCUGGCGUUGAUAGAGAUUCCAUCAGAUUUUUAUCAGAAGAACAGCUUAUACAAGAGUGUGGAAUAUCAAACAGCAUUCACCGGUACAGAAUACUAGACUCGAUAAGAGACAUGGAGACACUAAUGGAAACGUCCUCUUACGAAGAAAACAUGAACAAACACUUGGAUGUGUUCAUCAGUUACCGACGAUCGACUGGAUCUCAACUGGCAAGUUUGCUCAAAGUACACUUACAACUUCGAGGAUACUCAGUGUUCAUCGACGUGGAACGUCUGGAAGCCGGAAAGUUCGACAACAACCUGUUGCAAAGCAUCAAGCAGGCGAAAAACUUCAUAUUAGUAUUGACGCCGAAGUCGUUGGACAGGUGUAUCGGCGAUAACGAAUGCAAAGACUGGGUGCACAAGGAAAUCGUGGCUGCUAUACAGGACCAAUGCAACAUCAUCCCGAUCAUGGACAACUUUGCUUGGCCCGAACCGGAAACCUUGCCGGAGGACAUGCAAAACGUGUGGAAGUUCAACGGCGUGAGGUGGAUACACGACUACCAGGAUGCGUGCGUUGAGAAGGUGGAGCGGUUCAUGCGGGGCGAGCUGAACGGGAUCCGGGACGGCGCCAGUUCGGGACUGUCGCUGAACAGGUCCGGCGGUGGUGGCAUCGGCCCGUCCACCAUCAAGAGCGACCCGUCGGCACCGAACACUCCCAUGACGGUGGGCAGGUCGCCGCCAACGUACCAGCGGACUCAGUCCAACGACAGCGAACGCGACCUCACGGGUAGCAAAGAUUGA
Molecule: messenger RNA, 2619 nt
Organism: Macrosiphum euphorbiae (potato aphid)
Lineage: Eukaryota; Metazoa; Arthropoda; Insecta; Hemiptera; Aphididae
Source: the annotation of a GenBank genome assembly